AUACUCGAAUUAAAGGAAAACAUGAAAACGCUCCCUUAACUAAGCCAGACCGCCAUAAGGAAGAAACUGCUGCUCCUUCUACUACCCAUAAGGAGCAAACCGCCCCUGAAACUAACCCAGACCGGCAAGCUUUUAAGAGAGCAAAAACUGAAAAGCCAGAAACUCCGGAAAGCGAAGAUGAAGAAGCCCCUCCUACUCAACUUUUAGAACAGCAAGAAAAAGAAUUAAGAAAGCAAAGAGCCCAGGCCAAAGCCCAACUUACUCACGAGCAAAAGCAACAACAAGCCACUAAAAAAGAACUAACUCAACUUAAAUCAGCAGCCACCAAAGAAACUAAGAAACUAGAACAAACUCAACAAAAAUUAGCUCAACCAACUAGUUCUAAACAACGCCAAGAAUUACAAAAAAAGCAACAAGAAAGCCAAGAAAAGUUAACCCAAAUUCAACAGCAACUUCAAGAAAAGCAAGAACAAUUAAAUCAACAACAGCAACAAACCGAGCAAUCUCAACAAAAAAUCCAAGAACUUAGCCAGCAAAUCGAACAAACUCAAACGCAAAGGCAAUCUUCCCAACAAUCCCAAGCCGAAAAGCAAUUAGAAAAAGAAAUCGAACAAAAAGAAACCGAAGCCACCCAGGCUCAACAAGAAGAACUGCAACAGCAAUGA
Molecule: messenger RNA, 665 nt
Organism: Funneliformis geosporum
Lineage: Eukaryota; Fungi; Glomeromycota; Glomeromycetes; Glomerales; Glomeraceae
Source: the annotation of a GenBank genome assembly